CCAGCCGUCGACUUCGGGCUCUCGAUGAGGAUGGUACAAGCUUACAAGAAUGGCUUCACAAAGCUCGGGAAUCGGGUAACACUGGAACUUGCGAUGUCCCGGGAUGGCAAUUCAAGGUACCUAUUCAGUAUAUUUUGGACCGCUGCUCAAGCGCUCAGGUACGAUUUGACAUACAUGCGAUGGAAUGCAGAUACGGAAAAUUGAGCACGGUGCGCAGAGAAGGGAACCGAUAUAAAUAAGUUACGGCAGAUCAUGAAUCUAUUUGCGCUUCGUAUGCUCCGACUGUCGCUUUUGGCUGCACGGCUGUUGCCUCUUCUAUGCUUAUUUCUAUGGACAUUCGUUGAGGGAAAAUCGUGCCAAACAAAGAACACAGUCAUCGAGCCGCAAGAGUUUGGUGCACUUACGUUUGAUUACCUCAUCGUGGGCGCUGGUACCGCAGGCCUUACUCUAGCGUCCCGCUUAGCAGAGGAUCAGGAUGUUCAAGUUGGCGUCAUCGAGGCUGGGGCAUACCACGAGAAUGAUCCGUUGGUCGAUGUACCAGCCAACAUUGGUGCAGCUGGAGGUAACGCAGAUUACGACUGGCGUUUCUCAACUGUGCCGCAGGAGAGUGUUGGAGGUCGCGUCAUCUCCCCGACGCAAGGCAAGCUAUUAGGCGGUUCAAGUGCCAUAAAUUUUCUUGCUUGGACUCGAGCAUCGAAAAUUGAGUAUGACGCUUGGACAUUCUUCUCCUCAGGACAAAACGACUGGAGCUGGGACGGGUUAUUUUCGUACUUUAUAAAAUCGACAUCAAUCUAUCCCAACCAGACAAAUACCUUCCUUGGAAUUCCUAGUGGACUCGGAAAACAGCCCAACUACCACGACGAAGGCUUUAAUGGACCAAUUCAAGCGUCUCAUAACGUCAUCUUUUCAGACGUAGAACCUCUUUAUGCGGAGACCAUGAACUCCAUUGGCAUUCCCAUGAAUGGAGAUCCCGAUAACGGAAACGAUACUGGUCUAAUGGAUGAUCGUGCAUCUGUCGACAGGGCGGAGGGCAAGCGGUCCUAUGCAGCAUCCUAUUACCUUCGUUCAGUAUGUCAAAGCAAUUUCCACGUUCUCACAAAUGCUGAGGCAACGAAAGUUCUCUUUCAAGCAGACAGGUCUGGUUUACAACGCGCAACGGGAGUCGAAUUCUGGUCAAACUCCACCUCACAAAUGUUCGUUGCCACUGUGCGUCGGGAGAUCAUAUUAUCGGCUGGCGCCUUCCAGACUCCUCAUUUAUUGGAGCUGUCAGGAAUAGGCAACGCAACUCUGCUAGAAAAUCUCGGAAUAUCGCCUCUUAUCGACCUACCGAACGUGGGAGAAAAUCUUCAAGAUCAUCCGGCCUUGGGGGUUCAGUAUGAAAUGAAUGAAGGCAUCUUCACAUUUGAUGCGCUAUUGAACAAUGCCACACUUGCCUCGGAACAGAAUGAGCUAUACAACCAAACAGGCACCGGUCUCCUGGCUGCGACAAAUGCAGCACUCACUUUCGUCCCGUUUUCUGAGGAGGAAACAGGGGAUAUCUUGACGACAUUUGAUACAGCGCGUUAUUCCUUGCCGGAUCGCACUGCGCUACAACAAAAGCAAUAUGAUUUCCAACGGGUGUGGCUCGCUGCUGGACGAGUUCCUCAGUUGGAGAUCCUACUUUUUCACAGUGCCUUCAUCGAGCACGUUGAGGGCAGGAACUGCAUUACAGUGCUUGCCGCUGGGUUGCAUCACAUUUCGCGUGGCUCGGUUCACAGCAACACAUCUUCACCUUUAUCUGCGCCUGUUAUAGAUCCAAGUUAUCUGGACAAUAAUUUCGAUGUCGAUGUCAUGCUUCGUGGCCUGAAAUUCGCCCUAAAAAUCGGUAGCAUUCCGCCGCUAGCAGAUAACAUAGCGAACAUUGUUUCGCCGCCCACGGUAUUGCAGACUGAUGAGGAACUAAUCCAAUAUAUCCGUAAUAGCUUAGGUACUUCCCAGCAUCCCAUGGGUACCGCAGCCAUGGCACCAAGAUCUCUCGGAGGCGUAGUUGAUGGAGCCCUCAAAGUGUACGGAACGUCGAAUUUGAGAGUAUGCGAUGCCAGUGCCAUUCCGAUUGCGAUCGGAACACACUUGCAGGCGACCAUCUAUGCGAUGGGAGAGAAGGUGGCGGAUAUCAUCAAGGAGGUAUAUAAUUGAAUUCGAGAGUCCAACUACUUGAACGUUACCUCCUAAUGUAACGAAACUGUUUGUUUCCCAAAAAGUGUGAUAAGCGUACCUUCAAACUGUUCAAAGCUCCGAAUAUGGUAUUGAGGAUGGCCCUAGGGAUAGUAGGGAAAUG
Messenger RNA from Desarmillaria tabescens, 2317 nucleotides. RefSeq names its product alcohol oxidase. The record is from RefSeq and is a predicted model, not a curated record. The transcript is spliced from 19 exons. Bases 253 to 2175 code for a protein of 640 amino acids. NCBI's taxonomy places the organism in Eukaryota, Fungi, Basidiomycota, Agaricomycetes, Agaricales, Physalacriaceae. Gene Ontology annotation, molecular function: oxidoreductase activity, acting on CH-OH group of donors; flavin adenine dinucleotide binding.